AUGGAAAAAGAACAAGUUUGGUAUAUUACAGGUUGUACAAGUGGAUGUGGAUUAGCAUUGGUUGAGAAAUUAUUAAAGAUUAAGGGUACAAAAGUUGCAGGAACAACAAGGGAUUUAAAAAAGAUUGAACAAUUAUCAAUUUAUAAGGAUCAAAAUUUUUUAGCAUUACAAGUUGACUUGGUAAAUAGUAAAUCAGUUGAAGAAUCAAUUGAAAAAACAAUUAAACAUUUUGGAAGUAUUACUCAUGUUGUAAAUAAUGCAGGCUUUGCUUUAAUGGGUACUGUUGAAGAGGCAAGUGAUAAAGAGCAAAGAGAGCAAAUGGACGUUUGCUAUUUCGCUCCAUUAAAUGUAAUUAGAUCAGUGUUACCACACUUUCGUUCAAAAUCACAUGGUUAUAUCUUUAAUAUUGGCUCUGGUGCUGGGUUUAGAGGUAUAGCUAAUUUGGGUGCUUAUUCCGGUUCAAAAUUCGCAAUCACUGGUAUUACCGAGGCAUUACAUGAAGAGGUUAAACAAUUCUCUAUUAAUGUAUCAACUAUUGUUUUAGGCUAUAUUGAAACAGAUUUCCAUGAAGCAAUUCCAGUGGCUAAAAAUUUAAUUGAUUGUUAUUCUACCCAAGCUUUUAGUGAACAGCGUAAAGAAAAUUUAAAGAAAAUUAUUGGUGGUGAUCCACAAAAAGUUGCUGAUGUUUUAAUUGAUUAUUCAUACAAAUCAAAUUUACCUUUUAAUAUUUUCGUUGGUCCAACUAAUCAUUUCAAUAAUAUUGAAACAAGAGCUAAAGAAUUAUUAAAUCAAAUUCAAUUACAAAGAGAAAAAAAUAAUGUUCAAAAAUCUUAA
Dictyostelium discoideum AX4 is the source of this 834-nucleotide messenger RNA. Its product is annotated as short-chain dehydrogenase/reductase family protein. The transcript has a single exon. The coding region runs from base 1 to 834 and encodes 277 amino acids. Lineage: Eukaryota; Evosea; Eumycetozoa; Dictyosteliales; Dictyosteliaceae. The record is from RefSeq and is a predicted model, not a curated record.